Capronia epimyces CBS 606.96 is the source of this 1956-nucleotide messenger RNA. RefSeq lists its product as uncharacterized. The coding region runs from base 1 to 1956 and encodes 651 amino acids. Lineage: Eukaryota; Fungi; Ascomycota; Eurotiomycetes; Chaetothyriales; Herpotrichiellaceae. The transcript has a single exon. The record is from RefSeq and is a predicted model, not a curated record.
AUGGCAAUCAAGUCAGGAACCCGGCCAGCUGUUGUCUUUCACAUGACGACUCGGAGCCAUGCUGCGAGGAAGCCGACGCCAGAGGUGAAUUCGUCAUCAGACAGUUCGCCUCCGUCUUCUGGCUCUUCCUCGUUGGCGGCGACCCCUAGUCUUCAAGUAAAAGGCAACAAGAGGAAAGCCUCCGAGGCGAGCUCGGAUGACUCUGAGGAGGCCAUUGAGGCCAAAAGGCACUGCCCGGAGCCAGAGGUGAAGGUGCCUGAGGUGCGCGAAGAACCUAACACCCUCGACUAUAAGAGCCAGCAAUACUGGCCAAAGUACAACCCCGACAAGCCGGUGUACUACACCAGUACCGGGACCAGGUUCCGUCCGGGCUCGGCCAGUGGUACCCCGGAGUCCCGGUCGCCCAGGAAGUCCACCCGGGGAGGUGGCCGUGGCCGCGGAGGGGGUCACGCAAACAACGGUGGCCGGAGGGGCAAGCAGAAGGGCCGGGGUGGCCGGGGCGGAGAAAGCCCAGAUCCACCAAAUCGACGGCGUCCUUUGACGCAAGAUGAGCGGGUGGAGAUCUCCAUGCUCAAGGCAAGACAGCAAGAACUCAAGCGGUUCUUCAAAGUCGUGGGCGGCCAGCAAAUCGACAUCCUCGACCAGUUGGCAGUCAGGGAUAUGUCCAAGAUCUCUCGAAAGCCCAAAGCGCACAAACAUGUCCCAGAGCACGAAAUGGUCACAGAUGCUCUGAAGGAGCUCAUGGAAGACACGCAAGACAUGAUCAAGGCAAGAUACCGUGUGCAAUCCGAGCAUGAAGAACAGCGGAUGAGGCAGGAAAAGGAGGUCAUUGAACAACAGUACCAGACACACGUGGCCGAAGCCCGCAACGAGCAUCUUGCUGGUGCUGAAGGAGAUAUCAUUCUAUUCGAAAGGGCCUACCGGGCAGCACACGAUGAUACUCAUACCGAAUCCGGCUCCGACCUGGACUAUUUCCCUCACUACCACGAACUUCCUGAAGCAAACACCCAGCCACGAGGCUAUGUGUCCAGCAAGAUCAUGGAUGAAAAACCAUUCAAGCAACAGCUAGCAUCAUUCGAUGAGCAGGCACGUCAAGAGGUUCUGAACGAAGACGUCAUUGCGCCACUCCUCACGAAUAUGGAACGACGCAACAAUGAGUGGCGAGAAGAACAAAUCCGGAAGAAAUCGCAGAACCUCGACGCCCUGUCGGCGGAAGCCAUCAAGGAACUUGAAAACAUCAAAGGGUACCUUGUCCCGAGGCCGUUCAAGAUGGAUGAUAGUAAUUCCUACGCCUUAUCGGCACUGGCCGAUGUUUCGGAAUGGACUGCACAACAGCAGCCGGAGCGUCAGUACAUUUACAUGCCGUUGGCACCGGGGGACAGUUUUCCACGAGAAGGACUCGACUUUACCCCCCUUCCGGGCCAGCCGCAUCCCGUCAGUCGUCCAGCAUCGUCGGGCCAGUUUAAUUAUGCAACGAACGGUCCGUUCUCGACACUCCUCCCCCACCCAGCUCCAGCUCCAGCUCCGCUGGCCACGACCGGACCUAGCGAUCGAACAUUACCUCGAAUCGUGUCAAGUGGACGUGGUCAACCUAUUGCUCCGGCACCACCCAAGCAGUCUGUCAUUCGACCGACAGGUCCGUCACUGUUUCGAUACGGCACACGGCUAGGUUCAGGCUCACAAGCUUUGCCAACGUUGGCACCCGUGCCACAACAGUACAUCUUUCAACCACCACAGCAACCUUAUCAACAUCAACCUGCUCCUCGGCCAGCCUCUGCGUCUCAAUAUGGCCAACCAAGUGCAGGUGCUCCGGUCGGACAGCAGAGCAAGAUUCCCAUCACUUUUGUCAAUCAAACCAUCGCAAGUAGGAAUGCGGCGUCAACAUCGUCGCCCGUAAACGGGAAUGUUAAUGCCAAUGGCAAGGGUGGACAGAGAAUGUUGCUGCCGAAGGUGUGA